Molecule: messenger RNA, 948 nt
Organism: Yarrowia lipolytica CLIB122
Lineage: Eukaryota; Fungi; Ascomycota; Dipodascomycetes; Dipodascales
Molecular function (GO): FMN binding
Source: RefSeq, a predicted model, not a curated record
AUGAGCAGGCUAAUGUCUCGACUGACUAUACGACCAGGCCACCGAAUCGUUUAUCGCCACCAAAUCGUUUAUCGCCACCAAAUCGUUUCUCGACUCUUUUCCACACUUUCCGCUUCCAUGUCACGACACCCUAGCCUCAAGGAGCUCGAGAAGGAGCGACCGGCAUUCGUAGAUCGACCGGGAUUCACCUUCACAAACACGCCCAACACGGAGUGGCAGUUUGGAGAUGGAGCCAACUCGCAGGAUGACGGGUGGAAGAAACACAAAAAGGUGAGCUUCAGUCCCACGGCCGAGGGCCGGCCGCCCAUGUUCAAUUACAAGCUGCUGAUUGGCGCCGUGACCCCCCGGCCCAUUGCGUUUCUGUCCACAGUGAGCAAGGACGGAGUGCGGAACCUAGCGCCCUUCUCCUUCUUCAACAUGGUGUCGUCAGACCCGCCCGUGUUCGCCAUUGGCAUGACCCGAACCCCCAACGGCCACAAAGACAGCUGCCAAAACCUGCUCGACACCAAGGAGGCCACCAUCAACAUCAUCAGUGAGUGGUUCGUUGAAGCGGCCAACUCGUGUGCCAUUGCCGCGCCCUCCGACGUGGAUGAGUGGCUGGUGAGCGGUCUCACCCCCGUGGAGUCUGAAAUUGUCAAGCCUGCUCACGUGGCCGAGUCGUGUUUCUCCGUGGAGGUGAAGCUUCUGCAUCAUUACGAUCUGUACUCGGUCGCUGAUCCCAACAAGCAUACCAACACCACGGUUCUGGUGCAGGCGGUCCAGUUCCACGCCCGCGAGGACGUGAUCAACGAGGAUCUCAACUUUCUCGACGUGACCAAGAUCAAGGCCGUGUCUCGACUCGGAGGCAUUUCUUACGGCCGAACCACCGAGGGCUACGAACUGCCUCGAAUGGUCCACGCCGACGAGAAGGACAAGGACGAAUACAAGAAGGCCGUCCACCGGGAGUAA